CUGACCAGAUGCAUUACAUGUCUGAGGCCGAGGCUGCAGCUAGCUGCUUCGCCAUCUGUCGGAUAUUCCCCACGAGUAAUAAAUCAAAUUAUGUUUGGUUCUGCUCUGAUGUUCCCGGCAAGCACCUUUUCAUUUGAGACUCAGUCGUUUCGACCGCCAGAAGUACCAGGAUGACUACGGAUGGUCACUUCUUUUUGGUUCUUAUGCCUUGUCACCCUUUGCAACCUGUCCGUUGGACAAUCCGCGACUAGAAAUAUAUUUUAUCAGCGACGAGGACCAGAAUGGAUGUGGCUUCGCUUCACUCUGACGUGGGAAGGUUUCUGGGCCGAAUCCAGAUGCGGUGGAGAAUCCCUAAAGAGAUGAUUCAGAUUCAGGAUCUCGCAAUGAGGAGACUUCUACUACUGUCACUGGAUACUCUAGUAACACAACGAAUCAUCUUUCGUGGACUAAAUGGCAAUGUCCGCAAAAAUAAAACGGCCACGGGGAAAUCUCAAAGGUCGUCCUCCCCGGGAGAAAUAUGUCUCAAUGGCACGAAAGUUGGUAUUGUGUCGAAUACAGAGGAAUCUUUCACAGCUGGCUGGUGCCCACAGGGCCCUAGGUGCUCUGUCCUGCGAGCCAUGACAUAUCAGAGAUUGCCAUACGCUUGGUGUAGAUCUCCAACACAUGACAAUAAAGGAGAUAUAUAUAACCGUGACUUUUUGCGGAAAUCGCCUUCUUCUGGCCCACAUUCUAAGCAAGUUCUUGCAAUAAUUCAACUUCUUCCAUACCCUCCUUGUCAAAUGAGUAUUACACGUCAAAUGGGUCAAAAAAGUUGGAGCCGCGAUUGUGGGGGUCAAAGCAAGGACCGUGGUUGUCGAUCUCUUCCUCACGCCAAUUUGUUGCUAGCUGGGGCUGUUAUGCUCUGCGGUUCUACACAACGAUCUUAUAGACAAUCUCUCCUCAUCACUCUUCACCAACGCAAGGACCCUGUCCUGAGAAUAUUUUUGAAGGAGAGAGCAGAUAAAAUAGAAGCAAAAGUUGGAUGUCAGUGUGUGAUACUUGCCUUCAACUCCACCGGAUUGUCCCUGUCGCCCUCAUCGCCAUCGCUCGCCUAAAUGUCAACCGAGUAUCAAAACUGGUAGAGUUUCUAAGAGAUUAACCUCGCUAUCAACAUCCCACCAGCUCUCUACUGUUUCUUCCAGUCCCGAUCAUUUCCCCCUCUAAUAUGACAUAGCCAAUAGCGAAUUCUCAAGUGUCCAGAAAACCAUGCCAGGCGAUGCUAAUAUAGGGGUCAGAAUUCACCCAGUGCUUUUCACUCAUUCAAUACCCUCAAAAGACCGCGGCCUCGAGACUUCCAAAAGGCGGGUGCAAGUGU
Aspergillus heteromorphus CBS 117.55 is the source of this 1354-nucleotide messenger RNA. RefSeq lists its product as uncharacterized. The coding region runs from base 282 to 1094 and encodes 270 amino acids. NCBI's taxonomy places the organism in Eukaryota, Fungi, Ascomycota, Eurotiomycetes, Eurotiales, Aspergillaceae. The record is from RefSeq and is a predicted model, not a curated record. The transcript has a single exon.